This is a messenger RNA of Orbicella faveolata, 3713 nucleotides long. RefSeq names its product ranBP-type and C3HC4-type zinc finger-containing protein 1-like. Gene Ontology annotation, molecular function: ubiquitin binding; metal ion binding; ubiquitin-protein transferase activity. Gene Ontology annotation, biological process: proteasome-mediated ubiquitin-dependent protein catabolic process; protein linear polyubiquitination. Lineage: Eukaryota; Metazoa; Cnidaria; Anthozoa; Scleractinia; Merulinidae. Gene Ontology annotation, cellular component: LUBAC complex. The record is from RefSeq and is a predicted model, not a curated record.
UGAGUUGAUAAGUUUCACUUUCGUUUUUGAGUCUCUCUCCUACUUCCGCAUAGAAGAUAGUUUACCAAUUUGUGCCAGCUUCAAUGUCUUGUAAUUCGGAUGGCUCAGUCACUGAUAACUUUGCCUUCUGAAACGGUGUUCGCAGAAUGCCGUGCGUUUGUGUUUUUUUACGAUAUUCAAUUGAAUCGAUGGUCUGAGGUAGCCGAACCGAAUGUCUAUUCCAGAAUUCAGCUGCUUUGCAGUCGCCCUCCAGGAAGUACAGGAUCGUACAGAAUAUUGGGAAGGCUAGAAACUACAGGAAUGGUAACUAUAAGCAUACAGCUAUCUGACAGUAUAGCAUACUUGGUGACUAAUGCCACCUGGCACCAAAUCCGUGUGCAAGGUGGAUUGAUCUAUGGCCUGCGUGUUAGCCCUGAAUCUGAUGGCAUGAAAUUUUCUGUCAUUAUCCAGAACACUGUGCGGUCUCUUCAAGGUACCAGGAACCUACCGCAAAACCAUGUGGGAAAUUGGGGUGCACCCCCAGAGGCCCCACCAACAGGUCAAGCAUCUGCAUCUCCUGUUGGAACACCAAGAACCUCUGAUCCUCCAUCUCAAGAUGGAGGAAGUGCACAGAGAAGGAGAGAGUAUGAUUCAAAGAUUGAUGCUAUUUGCUUAACUCUGAGUGAAGCCAUAAGGACCGGGAAUCAAGAAGGAGCCGCUGAACUUGUAAAGCAAGUGACAGUUCAGAAGCUUUCUCUCAGUAUUAAACUCAAGAACCCUGUCUUUGUGACAAUGGACUCGGGACUCGACUCAAUUAAUAUACGAGUAGUGGUUGAAGAUAAAGAAUCUUCUGGAGGUGCAUUCAGUAUGAAAGUCUCACCAACAGCUACAAUAGAGAGACUGCAACAGGAGGUGUUUGACAGAUAUGGCUUCCCAGUCCAAGUGCAGAAGUGGAUUGUGGGCAAAAAAAUACCCAGGUCCCAGGAUACCUUGCAAGAUUUAAAUGUGAGACAGUCUGGGCACACUGUGUUCUUGUAUCUCUUAUCUGGUAAAAUGGUUGGAUUGCGAAAGUCCGAUGCGGAACGACUUGGACGCGGGAAUUCCACGUCCUCGUCCGUGCCCACAAGCUUACCAGUGAGCGCUGCAAGUAGCGCCGCGGCUUCGACCCAGAUGAGACGCGCCACGAGUACUCCCUCCCUGCCAGUCCAAGGAGAGCGUUCCACACUGUCCGGUAGCAGGACGGAGCCAUUACCAACGGUGCGCCACAGUCCACCCAUUCCACUCCAAAACCCGGAACCUGCCACCAUGCCUGUCACCGUGCCUGCCGCCAUGACUAUAGACCAGGUACGCAACAUGUUAAGUCAACAUUAUGGCAGUCAGGGGGAUGCGGCCAAUCAUUCCGACCGUCCUCAAGAGGAGGCGUUUGUGAACAAUUUAGAAAUCGCUCAACAGCCGACUGAGGAGGACGGGCAUCCUUUGGGAUGGACUUGUCCUGCGUGCACGUAUAUUAAUCAGCCAACAAGACCCGGCUGUGAAAUGUGUAGUUCGGACAGGCCGUCUGAUUAUGUUGUACCUGAUGGAACAAGGUUGGACGAGAGAGAAAGGAGUAGGAUUGCUGCCGAGGAGAGAUCAGAGGCGCUUUUUCAGCAGGCUGAGCGGAUGAGACAACAGGAAGAGGAGGUUGCUAGGGAACGAAACUUUGUCACUCUUCUCCAGACCGCCCAACAAAGCCUCAUUCCCAACCAGGAAGAGUUUGACUGUGGCAUUUGCUUUGUUCCAGUGGAGCCUGGAGAUGGAGUGAUACUCAGGGAAUGUCUACACAAGUUCUGCAGGGAUUGUCUUACUGAGCACAUUCGCCUGGCAACAGAUCCUGAAGUCCAGUGUCCUCAUCAGGAAGAUGAUUACGCCUGUCACGCAACUAUCACCGGCCAAGAAAUUCAAGCGCUAUUGUCUCCUCAAGAUUUCGACAAGUUCUUGAACCGAAGCCUCGCCACAGCGGAAAGUCAAGCUGCGAACAGCUUUCAUUGUAAAACUCCAAACUGUCAGGGGUGGUGUGUGUACGAGGACAAUGUCAACACUUUCUACUGUCCUGUGUGUAAACAACCUAACUGUUUGACAUGUAAAGCUAUCCAUGCCGACAUGAACUGCAAAGAGUAUCAAGAUGAUCUCAAAAGAAGAGCACAAAAUGACGAGGCAGCGAGGCAAACACAACAGUUUCUUGAGGGCAUGGUGAGAGGAGGAGAGGCAAUGCACUGUCCACAGUGUGAGAUCAUUCUACUCAAGAAAGACGGCUGUGAUUGGAUGAAGUGUAGCAUGUGUAGAACAGAGAUUUGUUGGGCCACCAGAGGUCCCAGAUGGGGACCUGCAGGUACUGGAGACAUCUCAGGGGGGUGCAAGUGCCGCGUUGGAGGCAAAAGGUGCCAUCCAAGAUGUAAAAACUGUCACUAGUAAGGAGAGCUCCAUACAACGAGAAAUUAGGGAUAAUGGCCGGACCCGGCACUUGAGACAGAGGAAGACACCGUUUUUAAACCAGUGAUAAACAGAAGUUAUAAUCACUUGAAACUAGAGAUGAAUGUAUGAUGUAAUGAGGGUAUUUACUUUAAGUGUUCAGAGGACUUAUUGUGUGACGAAAAAAAAAUGUGCCCAUUUGCAAGUUAUAUCAUAUUUUUCAGGUUAACUAUUUCAUUUGAUCAAUACUCGUUUGUUACUUUUUGCAGUGCUUAGUUUUCAGCAGGGAAUACCAUUAGGGUUUUAAAGAGAAGUUGCCUUUACAAUAAAAACUCUUUCUCGGCUUGGCUUUGCAAAGAUUUCAGAAGCUGCAGACACGCUCGUUAAUGAUAGCCUUUGAGGGAAAGUCAUACCCUGCCAGAGCACAUGCGGUGCAAGGUCUGAUCCGUAGACUGGAUCAAAAAAAGACGUUCUUAUCGUUACACUAACAAAAAGAUAAAUUUAUUCCAUAUUUAGCAAGGCUGGACUUAGCCGAGUAAUCAUCCUUAGCUUCUUGCACCGCAGCUCCCCAAGGCCAAAGGGGCACAAGAGUGGAGCACCAGACCUCUGGUAAGCCCACCGAGCUCCGAAAACCUAAUUGGUUUCUCCGUGCAUAAGACCGUACGGGUGCGCGGUUUGAGUACAUUAUAACAUCCCGGACUCGAGGCGACUUUCGAGACUUGAGAAAUUUUUGUCUCCCGGUGUAGGAAUAAUUUGAUUUCUUCGUUUGAAAUAGUUCUACGUUUGCAUUUUGCUUCUACUUUCCAAUUUUUUUUUUUUUAAUGUUUUGGGCUCUAAUUAACCAGAAUAGAAACGCUUCGAGUCUGGUUAAAAAUAAUAAAUAAUCCCAACAAAUUAUAGAUAAUAAAAUUGAUAAAAGAGCAGUGACACUCCGCUUCUCUGCCUUAGUAGCAGCAGAGGAAACCUCUGGGACCAAGGUAGAGCUCCGCGUCUAUACAGGUCUCUUUUCCCUUUUAUUAUCCCUGUAGGUCUAGCAGGGUCCAAUCCGUUAGAUAACAUAUCAGUUAUAACAGGAACACAUAUUUUUACGAGGAUCUAACUUAAUUGGUUGGACAGAAAUUGUAUCUACUCAUUAAUUAAAGUUGUCUAAUUGAUGACGUUCCCAGUAUGUUAUUCUAUUUACACCCGGGGAAUGUACACGUGAUAAGAAUACAGUUUAAGUGGCAAUAAAUAAUUUGUCAUAAAGUAACACCUCACUGCGAAAUAAACCUAAAUUAUUAUAUGGC